Molecule: messenger RNA, 1546 nt
Organism: Camponotus floridanus (Florida carpenter ant)
Lineage: Eukaryota; Metazoa; Arthropoda; Insecta; Hymenoptera; Formicidae
Product: UBX domain-containing protein 7
Exons: 8
Coding region: 176-1471 (431 amino acids)
Biological process (GO): proteasome-mediated ubiquitin-dependent protein catabolic process
Cellular component (GO): nucleus
Molecular function (GO): ubiquitin binding
Source: RefSeq, a predicted model, not a curated record
GCAGUAAGAGCAAUGUAAUGUGUUGAGAUGUUCGAGAUGUCACUCGCUGCAUGGUGAAUGGCGACAGAGAAAGAAGGAAAGAGGGAGAAAAAAAGAUUUAUAAGUAUUUUUAUUUUACAAUCGCGCGCAUUCUUGCGACGAGGAAAAUCCUUCUAAAUUUAAAGAGCGAGCUGCGAUGGAUCGUGAAUUAAUUGAGAAGUUUAUCGAAGUAACGGGCGAGAGCGAGGCAACGGCACAACAGUAUCUCGCGUUGGCCGAUGGAAACGUAGAGAUGGCGAUUAGUCUCAUGUUCGAAGGUGGCAGACCACCGGAGAUUGAGAAUUCGAAUUCUGAACCACCAGUGAGAGCUCCUAUAUUACCCACGCAAGAGAUACUGGUGCCGUCAGAACCAAUGUGUUCAUUUCCACGACUGUCAAAUAAUGUGUUCGAUAGAUUCAGAGACUUUGCAGUAGAAACCCAGCGACAAGAGGAAGAGAUGACUCAUAGAGUAACUGGCAUGAAACAUAUUUCUCAAAAGAAAUCAAAACGAUUGGAAGAUUUAUUCCGACCGCCAAGCAAUAUUCUCUUCUUGGGUUCUUUCAUGGAGGCACGAGACCAUGCAAAAACUCUGAAUCGUUGGUUACUUGUCAAUGUUCAAAAUCCACAAGAGUUUAGUUGUCAAGUUCUUAAUAGAGAUGUAUGGCCCAAUCAACAAAUUCAAGAAAUUGUGAAGGAUCAUUUUGUUUUGUGGCAAGUUUUGUGCAGUGCAUCAGAUGGAAGACGUUACAUUGAUUUUUACAAUGUAGUGGCAUAUCCGUAUCUUGCAAUUGUAGAUCCCAGAACAGGAGAAUGUAUGAGAACUUACAAUAACAUCACUGUGGAUAGUCUGAUCUCUGAUUUAAAUGAUAUGUUGAGCACGCAUGCAUCUCCAGAGAGCGCUUCACAGGUUACAUCUAAUUCUAAAAAUUGGAAUAAUUUUCCUACAACGCCUCCAAAACGGAAUAUUUUAGCUGAUCAAAUAAAAAAUGAUUGUGGUCCUAGUAGUAAAACUUCUAGACUUUUAUCAGAAAAGAUAGCAAAUUCAGAAAAUGAAAAUGUAACUUCGAAUAACAUUACAAGUUUAAAUAUUCCAAGUAGCAGUAGCACUGCCUUUAAUAAAAAAAGAAAACUAAAUGAAUGUGAGGCUAAGGAAAAACAACUAAAAGAUGAAAAAUUAAAAUCUAAUGCAGCUAAAGUUGAAACAAAUGAUGAACCCUUUCUGCGACUUUGCUUACGCCUGCCAAAUGGUACAAAAGAAACAAUAUCAAUGUGUGCAACAGAUACUAUAGAAGACUUUCUGUUUAAAAUGGAAGAAAUGGGAUUUCCAUCAACAGAACAUACCUUUUUGGUGCCAUUCCCGAAAACAAAUGUUGGUGCACUGUCUUCAAAUAUACGUUUAUUAGAUACAAUCUUAUUUCCAACAAACACAGUAUUCAUUACCAAGAUACAGUAACAUACCAUAAGUAAAUUAUUUCUUCCACAAUAAUUCAAUUAAUAUCAAUUUAGAAAUUUGAAUUAGAAAAAUGUU